Molecule: messenger RNA, 981 nt
Organism: Diabrotica virgifera virgifera (western corn rootworm)
Lineage: Eukaryota; Metazoa; Arthropoda; Insecta; Coleoptera; Chrysomelidae
Product: L-xylulose reductase-like
Exons: 1
Coding region: 114-848 (244 amino acids)
Biological process (GO): glucose metabolic process; xylulose metabolic process
Molecular function (GO): L-xylulose reductase (NADPH) activity; carbonyl reductase (NADPH) activity
Source: RefSeq, a predicted model, not a curated record
AACUGCGUUGAUAAAUAAUAUCUCUAUAGCAUUACAUAAUAAUAGUAACCGUAAAGUUGAGAUUUAAUUUUAGUUUUAGUUUAGUUCACACUUCAUCGCCGGGCUUUCACAAUAUGGAGGUUACUUUCAAAGGAAAAACAGCUCUUGUCACAGGAGCCAGCCAAGGAAUCGGCAGAGAGCUUGUUAAACAAUUAGUUAAGUGCCAAGCAAAUGUCAUUGCCGUUGCAAGAAAUGCCGAUCAUUUAGCAUCACUCAAAAAAGAAAUACCCUCUAUAAGAAUCAUUCCUCUUGAUUUAUCAGACUGGAACGCCACUGAAAACGCUCUCACAAAUGUUGGACCGAUAGAUUUGCUUGUCAACAAUGCUGGUUUAGCAAUUUUGGGCCCUUUAACUGAGGUUAAGGAAGAUGACGUCGAUCGAUUGUUUGGUAUUAAUGUCAAAGCCAUAAUUCAUGUAUCGAAAAUUGUGGUCAAUAAUCUUUUAACCCGAAAAGCACCUGGAUCUAUUGUCAACAUCUCAUCUCAAGCUUCUCUUGUCGGCUUGAAUAACCACACCGUAUACUGUGCCUCAAAAGCAGCCGUGGAUGGGUUUACAAGAGCCGCUGCCCUGGAAUAUGGACGCAAUAACAUCAGAGUCAAUGCAGUUAAUCCCACAGUCAUUAUGACAGAUAUGGGCAGACUUGGCUGGUCAGAUCCGGCUGUUGCUAAGCCCAUGUUGGAGAAGAUACCGUUGAGGCGUUUUGGAGAAGUCCACGAAGUAGUCGACGCUGUUACUUACUUGUUGAGUGAUAAAGCUAGUAUGAUUACUGGUACAUGUCUACCCAUUGAUGGAGGUUAUGUUGCAUCGUAAAAACUUUGUUGAUUGACCCCAAAUGAAAGUACAAAGCCAUUUCUACUUUUUAUGUAUUAUAAUAAAAAUUUAGGAAUCUGCUUAUGUGAGAAGCAUUUCGAUCUGUAAGUGUUAAAUAAAUUAUUCGAAUCUA